AAGGCGGCGGGCGAGGCAGAGUUGCCCGUGAGUUGCGCGCCUCGCAGCCCUGACUCGCGGAGAUAAAUGGCAGCGCGGGGGGCGCGCACUUAAUCAGCGCUCCUGCUGCCUUCCGGCGGGUACACCCCGCGGAUCAUUAGGUUAAAUGGAGGACAUUCGUGUCCUUCCCGAAUCGAUGCAAUUAUUGUCGGCGACGAGGACAACGAUUGGAGUGGCAGUGCUAAUUUUACCAACCCGCUAUUAAUUAUGGUGUCCCCCACGCCCCAGCCGGCGUUUAUAACGCGAGGAGGCGAGAGGCUCCGGCUGCCGCUGUUUUAAAAGGAAAAGUUAGGAGCCGAGCGCCUGGAAAGUGUUAAUCGGCAGCGGAGCAGCGGAGCCGCGCUGGGACGUCACUAGGAAAGGGGUGAGGGACGUGGCGGCGGCGCCGGGGGAGCGGAGGCACUGUGCGCUGCCGUCAGGUGCCGCACGCUGAGAAAUGCUCGCGGCGGCUCCGCGCAGCGAUCCGCGCAGAGAGCGGGAGGAGAGGAACGCUGCCAUGGCACUGCAAGGUGCUAGCCGGAGCCGGGCGUGAUCGCAGUUUAAUAGACUCAUCUACAUAUCAAACCUGUAGUGCCGUGCGGGCCGCCGAGCAGUUAACAUCUGCGGUAGUAUCAAAAAAGGGGAGGAAAAAAAGAACAUAAAGCUACCAACAACAGGACGUCUCCCAAACUUCCAGCCUGGAGGACUGCGAGCACUUCUGCAGGCGGUUCCCCGGCUCUCGGCUAAUUAUAGUGCUUCACCCUGAGCCACUCUUAAGAUAAGUGCAACUGUUCUCGUCCCCAGUACCGCGGGGUCCGACUGAGGGGUUGGAGCGAAGAGCCCAGGCGCCAUCCGCCCGGGGGGCACCGAGCGGUGCUGAGCGCUGCGGGCAGAGCGCUGAGUUCGGCCAGAGCGACGCGCGCCGCGUGGACCUGGGCUGCUUGUAAAUAGUAACUGGAAGUGCCAUUAGGUCCUGGGGCCGAGGGAGGAAUAAAGGAGCGAUUCUGUCACAGAACCCCAAUGGCUAAGUUAUUGCUGUUCCCAGGGAGAAAGAGAAAUUGGCAGCUCAGAUCACCGGGAGCCUCUGGACCAUGUCCUACCCGCAGUUCGGCUACCCCUACUCCUCCGCGCCCCAGUUCCUGAUGAGCACCAACUCCCUGACGCCUUGUUGCGAGUCCGGCGGCCGCACGCUGCCCGAGUCGGGCCCGGCCGCCCCAGCACAGACGCCGGUCUAUUGUCCCGUGUACGAGAGUCGCCUGCUCGCCACUGCCCGCCACGAGCUCAACUCCGCCGCCGCUCUGGGGGUCUACGGCAGCCCCUACGGAGGACCCCAGGGCUACGGGAACUACGUGACCUACGGCACCGAGGCGCCCGCCUUCUAUUCGCUGAACACUUUGGAGACGAAGGACGGCGGCGGCUCUGCGCAUGCGGGCAUCUCCCCGGCGGCUGCUUACUACCCCUACGAGCACAGCCUCAGCCAGUACCAGUACGACAGGUACGGGGCGAUGGACGGCGGCACGAGGCGGAAGAACGCCACCAGGGAGACCACCAGCACGCUGAAGGCCUGGCUGCAGGAGCACCGCAAGAACCCCUACCCCACCAAGGGCGAGAAGAUCAUGCUGGCUAUCAUCACCAAGAUGACCCUCACCCAGGUCUCCACCUGGUUCGCCAACGCCCGCCGCCGCCUCAAGAAGGAGAACAAGAUGACGUGGCCGCCUCGGAACAAGUGCUCGGACGAGAAGCGGCCCUAUGAAGAAGAGGAGGAGGAGGAGGAGGAAUGCUCGCAGGAAGACGCCAUGAAAAGCGAGAAGGCCGAGGAGCCCACGGGCAAGGAGGAGAAGGAGCUGGAGCUCAGCGACCUGGAGGAUUUGGACGCCGCCGAGUCGGAGAACUCCGAGUGCGAGAUGAGGCGGCCCUUCCCGCACCCGCACCCGCAUCCUCACCCGCAGCCGCUGCCGGGCGGCGGCCCCCCGCCCCGCGCCGCCGAGCCCCCCGCCGCCGCCGCCGAUGAGGAGGAGGAGGAGUCGGCGGAGCGGGCCCGCGGCUGCCUGAAGCCGGCGGCGGAGGAGUGCGAGGCGGCCCUGCUCGGAGCUCGGCCGCGCGGCUGCGAGGCCAAGCUGUGCUUCCCGCAGGGCCAGCCGCUGCUGGAGGCCAAGCCCCGCAUCUGGUCCCUGGCGCACACCGCCACCUCCCUCAACCAGGCCGAAUACCCCUCCUGCAUGCUGAAGCGGUCGGGGGGAUCGGCCGCCGCCGCCGCCGUCUCCGCCCCGGUCAACGUCAUGGACCGGCACCAGGAUUCGCCGGUCACCAACCUCAGGAACUGGGUGGACGGGGUGUUUCACGACCCGCUCUUCAGGCACAGUACUUUGAACCAAGCCUUGAGCAACACCACGGUGUCCUGGGCCACCACCAAAGGAGCCAUUCUGGAAACGGGCGCCUUGGGACGCUCGGUGGGCAAUGGUGCCAACGUGCUCAAGGGGCAGCUGGCCAAUCUGGCCCACCAGGACUCGAGCAAGGAGUUUCUCGCCUUUCCCAAAGCAGGGAGUAAAAUGUUUUGCUCCUAACGGCCCCCCGAGGGGCAAAGAACUUCCCCGCGCUGGAAGAGUCAUGUACACUGAAAAGAAACUCGCGAGAGUUGAAAUAUAAAACUUUUUCCUUUAUCAUUAUUUUUUUUUAACAACCAAAACGAGGAUUUAACGUUCAGUUCUCUCAGCUCAACAGACAGACACUGCUGUUCUGAAGAAUUAAGUUCUCCUGGCUGCGACUUUAAAGGGAUCAGUGUCGUGAGAGUUAUUUAAUUCCAUAUCCCAAAGCACGUACUAUAGCGUAGACCUACUUAACAAAGUUUACAUCCGAAAGUUUACAGACGAGAAAUUUUAAUUCAGAUUUAAUUUAAGGCAUGCCGACAUUAGUUAUAAAGACUUUUCGAGAGUUUUUCCUCCUGAUUUCCUUGUUAGCAUAUAAUUCACAAACAGCACUUCCACUAAGUUUACACUUACUGCACAAAUUUAUCUUGACAAAAAAAAAAAAAAAAAAGAAAAGAAAAAAAAAGAAAUGUUAAAGGGUAUGUUCACUCCAAUAAAUUGUCUGUUUCAGAGGUA
Messenger RNA from Lagopus leucura (white-tailed ptarmigan), 3119 nucleotides. RefSeq names its product iroquois homeobox 4 (gene IRX4). The record is from RefSeq and is a predicted model, not a curated record. Gene Ontology annotation, cellular component: nucleus. The transcript has 7 exons. Gene Ontology annotation, biological process: cell development; neuron differentiation; regulation of transcription by RNA polymerase II. Lineage: Eukaryota; Metazoa; Chordata; Aves; Galliformes; Phasianidae. Gene Ontology annotation, molecular function: DNA-binding transcription factor activity, RNA polymerase II-specific; RNA polymerase II cis-regulatory region sequence-specific DNA binding. Bases 1110 to 2582 code for a protein of 490 amino acids.